AGUUUUCAAUGUUAAAUAAUUAUAUAAACGUUAUUAAAAAAUAAAAGUGUUGCUAAAGUGUCUUAUCUUGUUGUGAUAUGUGUUUUUCGUGAUGCUACGCGCGCACGUCAGUUAAAAAUUUAAAUAAAUAAAAAAUAUAUAUAUAUUAAUUGGAUCAUAAAACUAUAUCAUGUCAUUAAAGAAAGUUUUCAAAAAGUCCUGCAAGUAAAAAGUCUAGAAAGUGUAAUCGUGGUAAGAAGAUGUCCUACAACUUUUAAAUGUGAUAUAUAAAUGUUCAACGGUGACAUAAUGACGAAAAUACGAAAAAAUUACAUAAUAGUGACUAAAGUUAUCAAAAAUAAAAGCAGAACGUGUAUCAUAAAUAACUUGGACUGCGAAUUUGUCAUUCUGUGAUUAUGACAAUGUACCUGACUUCCUCCUGAUGAUGAAUAUAUUCCUGCAAAGCUGAACGUAAAUCCUUUAAAAUUAUAAAUAGAAUAAAUCAAAUUUGUGCGAUUCAAGAAAGAAAAAAAAAUGCGCAACUUAUACAUUCUGUUGAUGGUGAGCAUACUCGUUGCCUCGACCAGAGAGGUAAAGAACCGCUUGAAAUCGUCGAUCGGUCAGACUGGUCAUCAAAAAUUGACCAAGAACACCAGCAACUCCACAUUGGAAAAUCUUACUAUUGGCAUGAUAGUGCCACAUACGAAUUUCAAAACGAGAGAAUACACAAAAGCCAUCAACAGUGCUCUCAGUAAUCUGAACAAAGGUUAUACCAGGAAUAAGAACCAGUCCAGCUUCUUAUUUCGGAACAAAUAUCACCUGCAGGUCAACCACAGAAUGAUGAGGCUGACGCCGAGUCCUAUAGCUAUUUUAGACUCGCUCUGCAAAGAAUUUCUCUCGGUGAAUGUAUCGGCCAUCUUAUAUCUUAUGAAUUACGAGCAAUACGGACGAAGUACGGCCAGUGCUCAAUAUUUUCUCCAAUUGGCCGGUUACCUAGGAAUCCCUGUGAUCGCAUGGAACGCCGACAACUCCGGCCUCGAGAGGCGGGCUUCGCAGAGCAGUCUGCAGCUGCAGCUGGCACCAUCGUUGGAACAUCAAACAGCGGCGAUGUUGAGUAUACUGGAGAGGUACAAGUGGCAUCAGUUUAGCGUCGUCACGUCGCAAAUAGCCGGUCACGAUGACUUCAUACAGGCGGUCAGGGAGAGAAUGUCCGAGAUGCAGGACACAUUCAAGUUUACCAUAUUAAGCGCCAUCCUGGUCACAGAUCCCAAGCACGAUCUUCAGGAACUCGUAAACAGCGAGUCCCGAGUGAUGCUUUUGUACUCGACCAGAGAGGAGGCGAUUCAUAUUUUGACCGCCGCCAGAGAGUACAAAAUUACCGGCGAGAAUUACGUGUGGGUUGUCACACAGAGCGUUAUCGAAAAUCUACAAACCCCCAGUCAGUUCCCGAUUGGAAUGUUGGGCGUGCAUUUCGAUACGAGUACUGAGAGCUUGGUAAGCGAGAUCACGACGGCAAUUAAGGUCUAUGCUUAUGGUGUCGAGGACUUUGUCAAUGAUCCGAAAAAUAUAAAUCGCAGUCUGAACACUCAAUUGAGCUGCGAAGGUGCCGGUGAAUCACGGUGGAGCACGGGGGAUCUAUUUUUCAAAUAUUUGAAGAAUGUUUCCGUCGAAGGUGAUCAAGGAAAACCGAACGUGGAGUUCACUCAAGAUGGUGUACUAAAGGCGGCGGAACUGAAAAUUAUGAACCUUCGGCCAGGAACCAGCAAGCAACUCGUCUGGGAGGAGAUCGGCGUUUGGAAAUCCUGGCAGAAAGAGGGUCUGGAUAUCAAAGACAUUGUCUGGCCGGGCAAUACUCAUACUCCUCCGCAAGGCGUGCCGGAGAAGUUUUACCUGAAAAUAACCUUUCUAGAGGAGCCGCCCUACAUCAAUCUUGCACCGCCUGAUCCUGUGACCGGAAAAUGCUUGGUGGAUCGCGGUGUUCAUUGUCGAGUAGCCAAGGACGCCGACAUGGUCGAAAUGGAUAUUCAGUCAGCACAGAAGAAUGAGAGCUUUUAUCAGUGCUGUAGCGGAUUUUGCAUCGAUCUGCUACAAAAGUUUUCCGAAGAGAUCGGGUUCACUUACGAGCUCGUAAGAGUGGAGGAUGGCAAGUGGGGCACUUUAGAGAACGGAAAGUGGAAUGGGCUUAUAGCUGAUCUGGUCAACCGGAAGACGGAUAUGGUGAUGACCUCAUUAAUGAUUAACUCAGAAAGGGAAGCAGUGGUCGAUUUUACAGUACCUUAUAUGGAAACUGGUAUCGCUAUAGUUGUAGCGAAAAGGACAGGAAUAAUAUCUCCCACCGCAUUUCUAGAACCGUUUGAUACGGCUUCAUGGAUGCGUGGAAUUGUCGCCAUACAUGCCGCGACGAUAAUGAUAUUGCUUUUUGAAUGGGCAUCGCCCUCUGGUUCGACAUGAAGGUAAACCCUUCAGAAGAAUCCAUCGACAAACCAUCGGUUUUCCUUCUGCCGCACGUACUGGCUGGUCUGGGCCGUAUUAUUUCAGGCUGCCGUCCAUAUCGACUCCCCCAGAGGAUUUACAGCCAGAUUUAUGACGAACAUGUGGGCAUUAUUCGCUGUGGUCUUUCUCGCCAUUUACACUGCCAAUCUGGCUGCCUUCAUGAUUACGCGGGAAGAAUUCCACGAAUUCAGCGGCGUGGACGAUCACAGGCUCGCUAAACCAUAUUCUCACAAGCCCAUGUUCAAAUUUGGCACCAUACCAUGGAGUCACACAGACAGCACACUGGCAAAGUAUUUUAAAGAGAUGCAUAACUACAUGAGCACCUUCAACAAGACCAGCGUUACGGACGGUAUCGAAGCAGUCAUCAGUGGAGAAAUGGACGCAUUCAUUUAUGAUGGCACAGUCCUAGACUAUUUAGUCGCCCAGGACGAGGAUUGUCGAUUGCUGACGGUCGGGCAAUGGUACGCGAUGACAGGAUAUGGUCUCGCAUUCUCUAGGAAUUCAAAGUAUCUACAAAUGUUUAACAAACGGCUGUUGGAUUAUAGAGAUAAAGGGGAUUUGGAGCGAUUGAGAAGAUACUGGAUGACUGGGACGUGCAAGCCUGGGAAGGAAGUACAGAAAAGUAGCGAUCCUCUGGCGUUAGAGCAAUUCUUGAGCGCGUUUCUCUUGUUGAUGAUGGGUAUUCUUCUGGCGGCAGUUUUCUUGCUUUUAGAACAUCUGUAUUUCAAAUAUAUCAGACAGCAUCUGGCAAAAAGCGACGAUGGUGGCACAUGCGCUAUUUUCAGUCUAAGUGUGGGAAAAUCCUUGACCUUCCGCGGUGCAGUAUACGAGGCGCAAGAUAUCUUGAGGCAUCAUAGAUGCAAGGAUCCGAUCUGCGACACCCACUUGUGGAAGGUCAAGCAUGAGCUCGACAUGGCCAAGAUUAGGAUACGACAACUUGAGAAGGAUCUCGAGGCCCAUGGAAUAAAGCCGUCUCAGACCAAGAGGAAAACUGGAAGUCUCGGCUGGUGGCGAGGGUGCUUCCAAAGCUCGGACCGCUAUUCGCAACCGGAACCAUUGGCGGUGGAAGCUCCGCAUCCGCUACCGCCAUACUUCGAUUCGUAUAUCGACGCCGUCGAGGUCGCCCGUCCAAGGGACAUGAGCAGAAACCAUGUGGUCAGCACAGAAUAUGCCGAGAGGUUCUUACCCACGGAGAUUUACAGGAUCCCGGAUGACGCAACUAGGACAGAAAUCGCCGAAAUGGAAACAGUUCUGUGAUCGUAAGAGGAUCGCCUUCAGUCGUCCGAUCCGGAACUCGUCCGAGCGCCGGAAGUAGAAGCGCGUGGACGGACUGGCGGGCUUCCGAAGACUCCAGAAAUGAUGCGAUCUAACGCGAAUCACGUCCUAUUGUUUCUGCCUCGAACAACGAGUCCCAUCCACAUCAACUUCGGCCGAAGAGGCUAAUCGACUGAUAUUCGAUUCUUAGUGUCAUCGCACGUGUGACGAAGCAACGAGUGAAGGAAAGUCGUCAGUGGCGGUCGAUGAUCGAGAGUCGACCAGCGACUAUGAAGCCUACGAACCCGAAGAUGUUUUAUAAUUCGAGGACGUGCACUCUCGUGUUGACAUAUGCGUUAACGCCCUCGAAACAUGCAUCCUUUGUAUCCUUCGAAGUAAGUGUAUUGAAUGGCAAAUACAUUUGCGUAUGGCGAUUGUAUUUGCGAUAGUGAUUGUUGCGAAAGAAACGUUUUUUAGAAACUACUGAAUCUUUGUGAUGCGAAAUUGUACUUGACAGUCGAGCCAGAUUUUUCGGGUCUUCGAAUUCGAUGGAAUUUCUUUCUUUUUUCUUUUUUUUUUUUUAAUACACAAUCGAUAAAUUGUGUCAUAGAUGUCGAAGCGUCGUACCCACGUAGUUGUGUCUACGUGCAAAGAUUCCUUUCGAAAUUUCAACCUGUGCCUAAAAUCGUCUGGACGCGAUUCGCGAUCGAAGAUCUUGACGCGUUGGUUAAUCGAUCAGGCGUCUUGAAGUAUAGUUGAAGCAUUUCGAUAGAAGCAAAGUCAGACUUGAAAUCUUUUGAUACGCGAUUAUCUUUCAUCGACACAAGUUAGUUUUCAUUCAUUUUUUUAAAUAUUCAUGCAUUUUUAUAAUUAAAAACAUUAUAAA
This is a messenger RNA of Nylanderia fulva, 4612 nucleotides long. Lineage: Eukaryota; Metazoa; Arthropoda; Insecta; Hymenoptera; Formicidae. The record is from RefSeq and is a predicted model, not a curated record.